AUGGUGGACAUACUGAAUUGGGACUGGAGGGAGGUGGCCCAGCCAUAUCUGGACAGGAGGACAGGAUGCUGGACUCAGUGGUUUGACAGAGACAAUCCCAGUGGAACUGGAGACUGGGAAACACUGUCCAGUCUUCUUAAAGCGAAUCCAGGAAAGAUCUGCACUCAGCCAAUAGGUGUUGAGGCCAAAACUCUAUCUGGACUCACUGCAGCUGCAGCAGGGGAUGUGAUUUUUAAGAGUGACACUACAUCAGGAUUCAUCUGCAGAAAUAAGGACCAACCCAAGAAGAAGUGGUGCAAUGAUUAUCGUGUUCGUUUCAGCUGCCCCCCCUCUUUCUGUAAUCCAGGAUGCUGGACUCAGUGGUUUGACAGAGACAAUCCCAGUGGAACUGGAGACUGGGAAACACUGUCCAGUCUUCUUAAAGCGAAUCCAGGAAAGAUCUGCACUCAGCCAAUAGGUGUUGAGGCCAAAACUCUAUCUGGACUCACUGCAGCUGCAGCAGGGGAUGUGAUUUUUAAGAGUGACACUACUUCAGGAUUCGUCUGCAGAAAUAAGGACCAACCCAAGAAGAAAUGGUGCAAUGAUUAUCGUGUUCGUUUCAACUGCCCCCCCUCUUUCUGUAAUCCAGGUACUCUCAGAGCAUGA
Centropristis striata (black sea bass) is the source of this 645-nucleotide messenger RNA. Its product is annotated as cartilage intermediate layer protein 2-like. The record is from RefSeq and is a predicted model, not a curated record. Lineage: Eukaryota; Metazoa; Chordata; Actinopteri; Perciformes; Serranidae. Bases 1 to 645 code for a protein of 214 amino acids. The transcript is spliced from 5 exons.